AUGUUUCGAACAAUCGGGCUCGCCAAGCCUUCGAAUAUCCUUUCACGCAUCACAUCAGUACCAUGUUUAUUUAACAGGACAGCGUAUCAAUCUAAAAGUUCUAUAAGAAGCGCUCAUAACUUUUCACCGCCAAAUCCUAACCCGUGGCGGUUCUCACCCGGCGGCCAUCCCGUUCAAUCUAACGGUACUGCGAUCACGAUAUGGACCUUGGCAGCAGUGGGCACGAUAUACACCACGGCUGCCGUAAUCGAGAAUGUGAAUCUCGAGAAAGAGACUCCCAAGGUCAUAUCAGUGUUCACCCGGAAUCAAGAAAACACGUACGAUGUGAGACGCAAAGUCCACGAAAUGAAAUACCCCCCGGGAGUAUUAUAUUCACCGACCAGAUGGCCUACAGUCAACCAACUUGGUAGCCUCGACGGACGCCUCGAGUUCUGGCGGAAAUUAUUGCCCUCCGAACAGGUUACUUAUGCACUUAUGUCGAUGAAUGCAGCAGUGCAUGCUUUAGGUACCCUCGCACCAGCAUUCUGGAGCAAUGUCUUCAUGCACACACCUGGCUCGAACAAGAAUUUCACAUUGCUCACAUGUGUAUUUGGCCAUGGCUCUUUCAUUCAUCUAGGCUUCAAUAUGUACGGGCUACAUUCAUUCAUGCCAACCCUAGGACAAGACCCCACGUUCAAUUCGAGUAUUGCUCAUAUCACGGCUUUUUAUCUCUCGACCGGUGUCAUCAGCAGUUGGGUGCAAGCUAUCAGUGCGGGGCUUCGGCCUAAUUCUUAUCCUAUACCAUUUUUGGGAGCCAGCGGUGCGCUGUUUGCGCUGGUGGGUGCGUUUGCUUUACAGCACCCUGACGCGAAAUUCCAAAUCAUGUUCAUCCCGUAUAGUUUUGCGGCGCAAGAGUUGUUGGGUGCGAUGAUGCUGUUUGAUCUCCUGGGCGUCUUUGGUGCAUUCAAAAGUAUCAGAUUAGGGCACGCGGCGCAUUUAAGUGGUGCGAUUUUGGGCUCGGGAUAUGUGUAUUUUGGUGGUGAGAAGAGGAUCUGGCAACCCCUUUGUCGAGGCGUUUAUAAAAGGUUUGGGAUGAGUAAGUGGGAGAAGAAGGUUUAG
Molecule: messenger RNA, 1098 nt
Organism: Sclerotinia borealis F-4128
Lineage: Eukaryota; Fungi; Ascomycota; Leotiomycetes; Helotiales; Sclerotiniaceae
Source: the annotation of a GenBank genome assembly